Puccinia triticina is the source of this 519-nucleotide messenger RNA. RefSeq lists its product as uncharacterized. The transcript is spliced from 4 exons. The record is from RefSeq and is a predicted model, not a curated record. The coding region runs from base 1 to 519 and encodes 172 amino acids. NCBI's taxonomy places the organism in Eukaryota, Fungi, Basidiomycota, Pucciniomycetes, Pucciniales, Pucciniaceae.
AUGAACUUUUUAUCCACGAUUGUUUUUUUGGCCGUGACGUUCAACGUUGCAACUGCCGAGCUCUUUAAGUGCUAUAAUCCUCAUGCCCAGGCCCUUUGCCACGUAGAAUCCGGUGAGUGUCGCCUCCCUUCUUUAUCAAUGGAGCAGCACAUGCAUCGGAACUUUUCCAUUGCUUCCUUUUGCACAAAUCCUGACCAACCUGAUCAUACUUCCCGAAACAAUCCUGACGAACCUGAGCCCAUUCUAGCCCGAAACGACGAUCCCAAUAAAAAAUUAUUUUAUGUCGUCGCUAGCCCGCGCGGAGUAACAUCGAAAUACGCAGAAUUUGAAUGCCUAGCAGGCACUCACAAGUGUUGCCCUCCCAACAGUGUUCCAAGCAUCCUCGCACCUGUCAGUACAUCGGACAAGAGUCAGGGGACUGUACCUAAAGGCAGUCGUUCCAGCCUUCCGCGGAGCCCAAAAUCUCAUGUUCAGAACUCAGUUCAACAACAAAAUAAAUAUGGGAUCAACAUGAAGUAG